ACAAUCUGGCAUUGAUGUUUUCAUCAAAUCUGUUCAAGUGAUUUGAUUUCCAAUCUUCCUGGCUUUGUUUCUACUCAAUAAGACAAGUUGAUGGGGCUAGGCUUGAUACUAGUCCUGUAGCCAUCACCGACACGGUGUCCUCUUAGAUUAGGAGCGAAGCUGGACGUUGAGUUUCUCAGAGAAAAACAGAAAUAGGUUUUUUCCAUUUAUUUUAGUGUUUUGCUAACGAUGUACUAGUGGAAAUGGCGUCCACCGCACCAGCAGUAAACAGUGGGAUAGCAGAGGGUACGGAUGAGAAGGAUGCACCAGGAAGCUCGCAUUUCGAUGCCCUCGUCACUGAACUUGAAUCUAGCGAAGGCCAACUGGGUGCAACAUUGAGAGCUGUGUACGAUGAGUCCAAACAGGGAGCUUUCCUUCAGCACCUGGAGGCUCGCAUUCGACAGCAUGACAAGGACAUUGAGCGCAUGUGUAACCAUCACUAUCAGGGAUUCAUCGAAUCUGUCAAUGAGCUCUUGAAAGUCGGCUCUGAUGCGCGCAAACUAAAAGUGAAAAUUUUGUCGGCCAACGAUGAUUUCCAAGAAGCAGGUAGUAAACUGGUCAAGAAUGGCGAUGAGCUAAUUGCUUUGCGCAUCAUCCAGCGUAAUAUUGCAGCUGCGAUGGAGAGCUUGACAUUCUGUCGACCCGUUUUGGAGCUCUAUGCCAAGCUGAGAGAGCAGAUGAAAGAGAGAAGGUACUAUCCUGCUCUGAAGACUUUGGAGCAGCUGGAACACACAUACCUACCUCGUGUCAGCCGCUACACCAUCAAUCAAAUGAUGAAAGCCCGUAUUCCAAAGCUUCGGGAUAGCAUCAAGGAGGCAUCUAUGACAGAUCUGCGGCAUUUCUUAGAAGAGGUACGGUCGAAAUCAGAGAGCAUCGGCAAGCUGGCCAUGCAACAGACUCAUUACCGUGCGAAUUUGGAGCUGUCGCGUCGCGGAGCAUCAGAGCCCAACAGAAAAUUACCAGAUGUGGAUCUGGACAAGUCGGUGCAAGAUAUGGUCGACUUCUCUCCCAUCUAUCGGUGCUUGCAUAUCUUCACUGUGCUGGGUGAGCGGGAGACCUUUGAAGCGUACUAUCAUCGGCAGCGCUGGCACCAAGCUCGACUAGUACUGGAGUUUCCUGGAAACCAGGUAUCAAUGGCACUAUACCGCUCGUACUUCUACCAGGUCGCUGGGUUCUUUGUCGUUGAAGACACCGUCCACAGCACUACGCAAGGAUUGAUCACAAAGAAAACGGUGAAUGAAUUAUGGGAGCUGGCUGUAUCAAAGAUUGCCUCUGCAUUGCGGACGCACACGUCACUGUUCAACGAAGUACAAAUGAUUCGCUCCAUCAAGGAACUCGUUGUGCAUUUCUGCUGCACGUUGCAGUCAUUUGACUUCCAAGUCAAUCAACUGUAUGAUCUUCUUCUUGAAACAAGAGAGCAAUACUGUGAACUGCUCAUGCGCACAUGGUACACAGUUAUCAAGUCAAUAUUUGAAGUUGAUAACUACUCGCCGAUCGUCUUGCGAAGCGAGAAUGAGGCCAAGGGAUUAGCCAGGAGCUUUCCCUUGUCUGACUAUGAAGUUUCGACGUUUCCGGCAGUACUGCCCUUCUCAGAGUUUGUUCCAAGUGUCUAUGAUCAGAUCAGAGAAUUCAUCCACUCCUGUGCUGGCUUUGCAGAGAAUCUGAACUUGAGCUUGACGGAAACCGAUGACAUGGUACGAAAGUCAACGAAUCUUCUCCUUACACGCACUGUGUCAGCUUGCCUGGGUGAGCAAAUUCACGAUUCUAGGCUCAGCUUGGCACAGCUUGUUCAGAUCUCAGUCAACACCACGUACUUAGAGAAGGCCUGUGAAGGACUUAGCACAUUCAUUGCGGACGUCACUGGUGUAUCAAGUGAUACGUCUAUGCUGCCACGCAUCUACGGUGUGUCCAGCUUCAAGGAUGCUCGUGCUGAUGCUGAAGACAUGAUCUACACCAAGCUGCAAGCCCAGUUGGAUCAGUUCUACGAGCUUGCUGAUUACAAGUGGAUGGCACCGGAAAAGGCAUUUCCAUCAGACCCAGUCCCAAGCCAGUACAUACAGGACAUGGUCUCCUUCCUUCGCAAUACAUUCAUCAGCCUAACAACUUUACCGGAGCAUGUUGCCAUGACAGCAUGUAUGACAUCGUGCAAGCACAUUGCGCGCACGUUGAUGGCUUUGCUGGUGGACGAAACUGGCUCAUUCAACAUGACUGGUCUCAACCAGUUCAGCUCAGAUAUUGGACACUGUGAAGGUUUUGCUGGUGAAUGUCCUGUGAAGGGAUUCACUGGGGACCAGCUGGUGUCUGCUUUCAGUCCUGUCCGACAGAUCGUGGCCUUGUUCCAGUCAAUGGACUGGUCUGGUUACAUUGCUGACUACGGCACAGACAAGACCAAGUACCCGCAGGUGCGACCAAGUCAAGUCGCGAAGGUGCUCAGCAGGUACCGUGAGAAGGAGCAGAAGAAGGGCCUGCUGGGCAGCUUCCGCGGCUCUGAUCGCGACCGGCGUCGACUCUUGGAAACGUUUGUGAAGCGACUGUGGGAGAUUGAUGCCGAGGGGAGAGACUGAGUUCUCCGGAUUGCCUGGACAUGCUCGCUCUCCUUGCUCACUACUUCAGCAGCCCAACAGGUACUGCUUGUUGUUGUUCACCUUUGGAAUGGUCCACAUAAAUCGUGUAUGUACAUAGCACAAGUAUUAUCACUACCUGCCUCGUCAUAGUGCAUUCUAUCUGAUCUGAUAUACGUGUCAUCUAUUUUAGUCAUUACUCUUCAUGAGGUACCAGCUUAUUGCAAAUUAUCUCUGCUGCCCUGCUUUCCUGCUGCUUGUUGAAGUUGCUCCCGUUGUGCGCAUCUGUUCCACCUGUCCUGCUGUUGUACAUACACCAUCGCCAUUUCUACAUAGUCACCGGGUGUCAUACUGGUACAUGUACUGCGACCGAUGCCCAUUUUCAUUAACCGUGUCCUGUCUUGAUUUGUGUUUCGACUCUCGUCCCCCCCCCCAUCCAAUUUUGUCCAUAACAGCGCUGCGCUUGCUGGCAUGUGUAGGAUCGCAAAGCUUGACUUAUUCUGUGCACUGUUUACAAAUGUUGCAUGGACUGUAUAGCAAAUUAUCGAGCUGUUUCAUCAUGUUUGCCAACGCCACCUAGUCUCUAGUAUAGGUUCACAAUUUCUUGAUCAAGUAAUCUUCUAUUGUUUCAUGUUAUCCUUUUUCUUUCCCUUUCUUGUUCGUUUCUUGAUGAUUGUCUUUCCAUGUCGGCCGAGUCCCGUUGGGCGGUCUUAGUAGUGUGUUGUGAAUUUCAAUUAUUGUUAUCACGUCACGAUGUCUGGUACAAUGUCUGAUACUAGCACAAACACAGCUCUAUUUUAUUGAUUUCCAACAAUGUAGCCAAGAGCAUUAUUACCCCUCUUGCUGUAGUUCUGUCAGUCUUAUCAUUUCUCAAUCCCCCUUCCCCUCGAGCUCUUCUAUUCGUCCGCGUUUUGAGCAAAAAAAGAAGAAAUCGUGACCUAAUCCCUGA
This is a messenger RNA of Sycon ciliatum, 3549 nucleotides long. RefSeq names its product exocyst complex component 6B-like. Lineage: Eukaryota; Metazoa; Porifera; Calcarea; Leucosolenida; Sycettidae. Gene Ontology annotation, cellular component: membrane; exocyst. Gene Ontology annotation, biological process: Golgi to plasma membrane transport; exocytosis; intracellular protein transport. The transcript is spliced from 28 exons. The record is from RefSeq and is a predicted model, not a curated record. Bases 243 to 2603 code for a protein of 786 amino acids.